UAUGUCAUUCUCAAAAUGGUUUUUGGAUUUAUAACUUGUGGUCCUAACGAAGCUUUAGUUAUUUCAGGAUGUUGUCACUCAAAGCCGAAACUUGUUGCCGGUGGAAGAUCCUUCGUUUGGGGGUCAUUUCAACAAAUAAACAGCAUAAAUUUAAACACGAUGACUUUACAAAUUGAAACUCCCAGAGUUUAUACAUCCCAAGGUGUUCCCCUUUCCGUAACGGGAAUCGCACAAAUUCGGGUGCAUGGCCAAAAUAAAGAAAUGUUAUACACAGCUUGCGAACAAUUCUUAGGAAAAUCACAAGAUGAAAUCAAAGAAAUCGCUCUCGCAACAUUAGAAGGACACCAACGGGCUAUAAUGGGCUCAAUGACUGUCGAAGAAAUCUACAAAGAUCGUAAAAAAUUUAGCGAAAACGUCUUUAAAGUAGCCUCAUCCGAUUUAGUAAAUAUGGGCUUAACGAUCGUUUCUUACACAAUCAAAGAUAUCUGGGACGAUCAAGAUUAUUUAAAAAGUUUAGGAAUGGCGAGAACGUCCGAAGUACAACGAGAUGCAAAAAUCGGCGAAUGUCAAGCGAAAAGUGAAGCGGAGAUAAAACGAGCUCUCGCCACAGCCCUUCAAAAAGAAGCGGAAUUUUCCAAUCAAACGAAAAUCGAAGAAGCGAAACGAGAUUUUGAAUUGAAAAAGGCCGCUUACGAUCGCGAGGUUCAAACGAAAGACGCCGAAAGCGAAUUGGCUUUCGAACUUAGGGCUGCCAAACUUAGGCAGGAUAUCGUCUCGGAACAGGUUCAAAUAAAAGUUGUCGAAAGAACGCAACAAAUUGCGGUUGCCGAACAGGAAAUUAUCAGACAGGAAAAAGAUUUGGAUGCUAAAGUUCGAAAACCGGCGGAGGCUGAAAAAUAUAGAUUGGAAAAAAUUGCCGAAGCUAAUCGAAAAGCUAUGGUUUUAGCUGCUGAAGCUGAAGCGGAAAAAAUUAAGAUUGUUGGGGAAGCCCAAGCUGCAGUUAUCGUUAAUAAGAGUAAAGCUGAAGCCGAUGUUAUGGCAAAAAAAGCUGAAGCUUGGAGGGAAUAUAAAGAAGCGGCUACUGUUAAUAUGAUUAUGGAAGUUUUACCAAAUGUUGUGAAAGAAGUUUCCGGACCUCUAUGCGAAACGAAAAAAGUGACAAUGGUUUCAUCCGGAAAUGGUGAAGUUGGAGCUGCAAAAUUAUCCGGGGAAGUUUUAAAUAUUGUAUCAACAAUUCCAAAAAUCGUCAAGUCAAUGACGGGUGUCGACAUCUCUCGGUCUGUUAACGAAAUGAAAACAAUCAAAUAAGAACAUAAUUAAAUAAAAAAUUAU
This is a messenger RNA of Onthophagus taurus, 1332 nucleotides long. Its product is annotated as flotillin-1-like. Gene Ontology annotation, molecular function: protease binding. NCBI's taxonomy places the organism in Eukaryota, Metazoa, Arthropoda, Insecta, Coleoptera, Scarabaeidae. The record is from RefSeq and is a predicted model, not a curated record. Gene Ontology annotation, cellular component: plasma membrane; flotillin complex; cytoplasmic vesicle. Gene Ontology annotation, biological process: positive regulation of cell-cell adhesion mediated by cadherin; positive regulation of endocytosis; regulation of receptor internalization.